Molecule: messenger RNA, 840 nt
Organism: Saccharomyces eubayanus
Lineage: Eukaryota; Fungi; Ascomycota; Saccharomycetes; Saccharomycetales; Saccharomycetaceae
Gene: CKB1
Product: casein kinase 2 regulatory subunit CKB1
Exons: 1
Coding region: 1-840 (279 amino acids)
Cellular component (GO): cytoplasm; protein kinase CK2 complex
Molecular function (GO): protein kinase regulator activity
Source: RefSeq, a predicted model, not a curated record
AUGUCGCAAGAGUUUAUAGAAGACCAUUCACGUACAGGAUCCUCAGACGACGAGGAUAGUGGGGCAUAUGACGAGUGGAUCCCGUCAUUUUGUUCCAGGUUUGGCCACGAAUACUUUUGCCAGGUUCCCACCGAGUUUAUCGAGGAUGACUUCAAUAUGACCUCUUUGUCCCAAGAGGUGCCCCACUACCGUAAAGCCCUGGAUUUGAUAUUGGAUUUGGAGGCCAUGAGUGAUGAAGAAGAAGAAGAAGAAGAAGACGUGGUAGAAGAAGAGGAAGUGGACCAGGAAAUGCAAAGUAAUGACGGCCACGAUGAUGGCAAGAAGAAAAACAAGUCCCCCGUGGUGAACAAAAGCAUUAUCGAACAUGCAGCAGAACAGUUAUACGGUUUGAUCCACGCAAGGUUCAUUCUGACCAAGCCAGGUCUGCAAGCGAUGGCUGAGAAGUUCGAUCACAAGGAGUUUGGAACGUGUCCCCGUUACUACUGUAACGGCAUGCAAUUACUGCCUUGUGGGCUAAGUGAUACAGUGGGGAAACAUACCGUGAGAUUGUAUUGUCCUAGUUGUCAGGACCUGUAUCUGCCUCAAUCAUCUAGGUUCCUGUGCUUGGAAGGUGCAUUUUGGGGGACGAGUUUCCCUGGUGUGUUCUUAAAACAUUUUAAAGAGCUGGAAGAAUAUGUAGAAAGAAAAAGUAAAGAAUCCUAUGAAUUGAAAGUCUUUGGGUUCAGGAUAAAUGACGAAGCCGUAUCUGGUCCCAGAAUGAAGUGGUUGAGACAAUACCCAUCCACAGAGGAAGACUGGGAAGAGUUCUCAAAAUGCGAAUUCGAGACCCCAGCAGUUUAA